This is a messenger RNA of Protopolystoma xenopodis, 708 nucleotides long. The record is from the annotation of a GenBank genome assembly. NCBI's taxonomy places the organism in Eukaryota, Metazoa, Platyhelminthes, Monogenea, Polystomatidea, Polystomatidae.
AUGUUGGCUGGCAAGUUCAGCAACAUAUCUAAGCAUUUGGAUGAGCCGAAGAAGACAGAUGUUCAAGAAGGCAAGCCUGAGGGACAAGCGAAAGAAAAGGAUGCUGAAUCAAAAAACAAGGUGGAGCAUGAAGCAGCAACCGAGAAGCCAAGCCAAAGGCCUGUGUUUCUGCAGGCUCGUCAAGGAGAAGAAGUGCUCUUGCCCUGUGACCUGUUUGCUGCUCCAAGGCCUAAGACGCAUUGGGUUAAAAUACUUGGGGACGACGAAAGACGAAUGCCGGUGGAAAGACGGUCUUCUGGUACCGAUCAGCCACAACGGCUUCAACCCACUUUUGGUUGGCCCAUAAAUGGGCUUCAUUUCAACCACAGGUUGUCACUGACCCUUUUGAGUGCAUCCAAAACCAGCCAAAUGGCUGUUGCUGAGUCUCGACUGGCUGCCCUGUCAGUUGGCAAUGAAGAGGAUGCAAACGAGGUUCGGGUCAUCCACGAAAGUGGAGUCAAGGGGAACCAUGACUCUGGUGAAGAAGGCGUCCGGUUGUUCAGAUCAAGUUAUGCUGGCGGACUACUGCUUCAUGGAGCUCAGCCAGAAGACUCCGGUGUCUACGAGUGCCAGUCACAGAACCAUCUGGGAGUCGCCACAGCUCGGAUCAAUCUGGACGUGCUUGGUGGGUUAAGAAGUGUCCAGAGAGCCGAUCGCACUGCUCAAUAG